AAGAAAAAAGAAAGUGAGAUAAAUGUGAGUAAAGUGAGCUAAAGGUGGGAAAUAUAUGUGCGAUAAAUAGUUUUUACAUUAGGCAUCCCAGUGGCAGGGUUCCUUUAAAGGCGCAGCUCCCCGCAGCGUCGUCAUUGCGCAGAGCAGUUUGAACCAAAAAGCGGAGUGACCUUCCUCGGCUCUCAGUCUGAGAGAGGGGCAGCACUCAAGCGAGAAGCCGGCCACCGCUCCUCCCGUAGAGCCGUAGAGAUGAACAACAACUUAAUCGGCGAUGAAGUCGGAAAAUUAUUUGUUGGUGGACUGGACUGGAGCACCACACAAGAGACCCUGAGAAACUACUUUUCACAAUAUGGGGAAGUAGUAGAUUGUGUUAUAAUGAAGGACAAAACUACUAAUCAGUCGCGAGGCUUUGGUUUUGUCAAAUUCAAAGACCCCAAUUGUGUACGGACAGUGCUGGAGACAAAGCCACACAAUCUAGAUGGGAGAAACAUUGACCCAAAGCCAUGCACUCCUCGAGGAAUGCAACCUGAAAAGUCUCAGACUAAAGAAGGCUGGGGCAGCAAAGCUGAUAGCAAUAAAUCAAAGAAGAUAUUUGUAGGUGGGAUCCCCCAUAACUGUGGCGAGCCUGAACUCAGGGACUAUUUCAAUAGAUUUGGUGUGGUCACAGAGGUGGUAAUGAUCUAUGAUGCGGAGAAGCAGAGGCCCCGAGGUUUUGGAUUUAUUACUUUCGAGGCCGAACAAUCAGUGGACCAGGCUGUCAACAUGCAUUUUCACGACAUCAUGGGCAAAAAAGUUGAAGUAAAGAAGGCUGAACCUCGUGACAAUAAAGCUCCCGGCCACCUUGGCCCGGGCCAGUGGGCACCCAGGAGCAUCUUAAGUGCAGCUAAUGGUUGGUCAGCACAGCCCACCCAGACCUGGCAACAACCAUAUGGGCCACAGGGAGUUUGGGUUGCGACUACAGGCCCGCCUAUAGGUGGUUAUGGACCUCCGAUAUCAGUGGCCCGGGGAACCCCCACACAUCCCGCUUCACCUUUUAGUGCAUUCCUGGUCACAACCCCAGCGGGCAGCUUUGCUGCACCUCAGGGCUACCCUCAGCAGGGCUUCAGCGCAGCACCUCAGUUUGGUUACAGUUUUGGCACUCCUCAAGCCGACCAGUAUAUUCCACAGGUUCCUCCUCCACCAACUACUCCGGGAACGGCAACAUUGGGCUUUGCUCCCACCACUACACCAACUCAGGAUUUGAGCAAAGCUUCGGCUGGGCAACCUGAAUUUUCGUAUAGCCAGUAUGGGUACGGUCAGGACCUGACUGCCUUCAGCCACACUUUUGCAGACCCCAGCCAGCCCACGGCGUACGGGACACCGACAGCACAGCCCGCCAAUGCUCCUCAGCCCGCCGCCAGCCUGUUUGGUAGAGGGCAAAAUCACAACGUACAAGGCUUCCACCCAUAUCGACGUUGACAGGGGUGCUGUGUAAAGUUCAAACAAAAAAAUUAUCUGGGGUUUAAAAAAACAAAAACAGGAGUCAGGGAAAUGUGUGACCGAUUGUUCUAUGGGAGUUAUUGAAUGCACAUGGUUGAAAUGGAAUCCACAGUAGAUUAUGUGGAAAAGUUGUACAAUAUUUUGGUUUCAACAGCAAGAUGCUUUUAUCUCCAAAUCCCCCUAUCCCCCACCUCCAUAUUUUAUAGUGGAACUAAACUACUUUGCAAUAAUUUUGAUUGUCUUGUCAGAAACUAGCACAGAAACUAUAUGGGAAGAGACUCUUAUAAAUAUGUAUAUUUAUGGUUGACUAAUAUGAAAACAGGGUUUUGAAUUUCCUCAGCUUUAAAUUCUAGGGAAAUUUUUAUUUGGUGAAUAUUGUUUACUUUCUGAGCCUUUCAAGUUUGUUUGAAAUUGAGAUUAUAGAUAUAUAUAUAUUAUACACAAACUGUGCAAUUUUUUAAAGAGGAAUUUUGUACUAUAAGUGUACACUUUGCUUGUUUUUUUUAUUUAAAGAUGUAGACUUCCCUCAGGUGGCUGUUUUGAGUGCAUUUCGCACUAUGCAAAAAGGACAAAUUAUUUAAAAAAACAAAAAGGAAUAAAUGUUUUAAAGAUA
Molecule: messenger RNA, 2092 nt
Organism: Nerophis lumbriciformis (worm pipefish)
Lineage: Eukaryota; Metazoa; Chordata; Actinopteri; Syngnathiformes; Syngnathidae
Gene: dazap1
Product: DAZ associated protein 1
Biological process (GO): regulation of translation
Cellular component (GO): cytoplasm
Molecular function (GO): mRNA binding
Source: RefSeq, a predicted model, not a curated record